Paramecium pentaurelia is the source of this 1220-nucleotide messenger RNA. The record is from the annotation of a GenBank genome assembly. Lineage: Eukaryota; Ciliophora; Oligohymenophorea; Peniculida; Parameciidae.
UAUGAAUUAAUUGAAAGAAACAAUAUAGGAAUAUAUGAAUAAGAAUGUUAAGCCAAUAUUUGAUUAACUAUUAGCCUAAUUGUUGCUUGCUAGACCAGAGGAUAUUGUGAGUUGGUGUAUAAAUUGGCUUUAAUAAUUAUGUAAGAAAUAUAUGAUUUUAAGAAUUGACAAAUACUAAAGUAAAAACCUCAGAAGAAUAACAUUAUCAAAGUGAUGAAGAAGAAGAUGAUGAGGAUGAAGUUUAACCUAUUUAGAAAGAAUCAAAAAAAACAAAUAGAACAGGAGUUUCAGCUGAAGUUUAUGGAUAAUUUAAUAAAAAAGAGGAUUUUAAACCAAGGGUUAUUGAAAAAAAUAAAGAUUAAAUUGAUAGAAUAAGAAAAAAGAUUUUAAAUUCAUUUCUAUUUUAAGCAUUAGAUGAAUAAAAUCUAUAAACUGUUAUAGAUGCAAUGGAAGAGAAAAAGUUUUAGUAAUUAUAUGAAUUUUUCACAAUUUUUUAGGCCUGGAGAUUACGUUAUUCGUUAAGGAGAUGAUGGAAAUGAAUUAUAUGUAAUUGAUGAGGGAGAAUUAGAAUGUACAAAGAAAUUUCCAAAUCAAUCUCAAGAAAAAUUCUUAAAAAAGUAUUUACCUGGAGAAUCUUUUGGUGAACUUGCUUUGUUGUAUAAUGUACCUCGUGCUGCAACUAUUAAAGCAAUAUAACCUGUAGUAGCUUUUGCUUUAGAUAGAGCAACCUUUAAUAAUAUUGUGAAAGAUGCAGCUAUUAGAAAGAGAGAAUAGAUGGAAUAAAUUUUAAAUAAAAUUGAAAUUUUAUAGUCUAUGGAUACUUAUGAGAGAUUAUAGUUUUGUGAUGUUUUGAGAGAAGUUAAAUAUUAUAGAGGAGACAAAGUUAUUAAAUAAGUUAUAAUAUUAUUAUAAUUUAAUAGGGAGAGUAAGGAGAUACAAUUUAUUUAAUUGCUGAAGGAGAAUUGGAAGCUUAUAAAGAUGGUUAAUUAGAAAAAGUUUAUGCCUACAAAUCAGGAGAUUAUUUUGGAGAAUUAGCAUUAUUAAAAAACACUCCUAGAUAGGCAUCUAUUAUAGCAAUAGUAAUUCUACAUAAAUUAAUAUUUAUAGACAGAUUGUACUUUAUAUUAUUGUGAUUUUAAAUCAUUUACAAGAAUGAUGGGUCCAUUGGAGUAAAUUCUAAGAAGAAAUGUUUAAAGAUACGAGCAUUAUCUUCAUUGAAU